AUGGUAGUGGCAGUGCCCCUUCUGAACGUUGAGUGUGUGGGAGAGUGGGCCGUGGUGCUCUCUCCUCCUGUGGGAGACUGGGCCGUGGUGCUCUCUCCUCCUGUGGGAGACUGGGCCGUGGUGCUCUGUCCUCCUGUGGUAGACUGGGCCGUGGUGCUCUCUCCUCCUGUGGAAGAGUGGGCCGGGGUGCUCUCUCCUCCUGUGGGAGACUGGGCCGUGGUGCUCUCUCCUCCUGUGGGAGACUGGGCCGUGGUGCUCUCUCCUCCUGUGGGAGACUGGGCCCUGGUGCUCUCUCCUCCUGUCGUAGACUGGGCCGUGGUGCUCUCUCCUCCUGUGGGAGAGUGGGCCGUGGUGCUCUCUCCUCCUGUGGGAGAGUGGGACGUGGUGCUCUCUCCUCCUGUGGGAGAGUGGGCCGUGGUGCUCUCUCCUCCUGUAGGAGAGUGGGACGUGGUGCUCUCUCCUCCUGUGGGAGAGUGGGCCGUGGUGCUCUCUCCUCCUGUGGGAGAGUGGGCCGUGGUGCUCUCUCCUCCUGUGGGAGACUGGGCCGUGGUGCUCUCUCCUCCUGUGGGAGACUGGGCCGUGGUGCUCUCUCCUCCUGUGGGAGACUGGGCCGUGGUGCUCUCUCCUCCUGUGGGAGACUGGGCCGUGGUGCUCUCUCCUCCUGUGGGAGAGUGGGCCGUGGUGCUCUCUCCUCCUGGGGGAGACUGGGCCGUGGUGCUCUCUCCUCCUGUGGGAGAGAGCGCAUGGACCUCACAUUUCUGCGAUCAGUAUUAA
Knipowitschia caucasica is the source of this 774-nucleotide messenger RNA. NCBI's taxonomy places the organism in Eukaryota, Metazoa, Chordata, Actinopteri, Gobiiformes, Gobiidae. The record is from the annotation of a GenBank genome assembly.